This is a messenger RNA of Manis pentadactyla (Chinese pangolin), 700 nucleotides long. RefSeq names its product fatty acid binding protein 6 (gene FABP6). Gene Ontology annotation, biological process: fatty acid transport. Gene Ontology annotation, cellular component: nucleus; cytosol. The record is from RefSeq and is a predicted model, not a curated record. The transcript has 4 exons. Bases 237 to 623 code for a protein of 128 amino acids. Lineage: Eukaryota; Metazoa; Chordata; Mammalia; Pholidota; Manidae. Gene Ontology annotation, molecular function: fatty acid binding.
GCACUGCUGGCCAGCACAUCCCCAGGGUAAACAACCUCGGGGCUCUGCUCCUGCAGGCCCUGCCCACAUCAUAAAACAGAAAGCGCUUCCUCUUCAGGGGCGGGUGGAGAAGUGGGGUGACUUAGGGGCUGAGCCUCAGCAUCUGGGAGAGUUCAUAAGCUGUGGCGCAGACCCCUCAGCUCCACGAACCCUCUUCUUCAUCCCCCUGCUCUCUGGCCUCCAGCUCUCCCAGCAGCAUGGCCUUUAAUGGCAAGUACGAGAUCGAGAGUGAGAAGAAUUAUGAUGAGUUCAUGAAGCGUCUUGGGCUCCCCAGGGACGCUAUUGAAAAGGGCAGAAACUUCAAGAUCGUCACAGAGGUGCAGCAGGAGGGGCAGCACUUCACCUGGUCCCAGCACUACCCGGGGGGCCACUCCAUGACCAACAGGUUCACCAUCGGCAAGGAGUGCGACAUGGAGACCAUGGGGGGCAAGAAGUUCAAGGCCACCGUGCAGAUGGAGGAUGGGAAGGUGGUGGUGGAUUUCCCCAACUACCACCAGACCUCGGAGAUCUUGGGUGACAAGCUGGUGGAGAUCUCCACCAUCGGAGGCGUGACCUACGAGCGUGUGAGCAAGAGGCUGGCCUGAGCAACCAGGCAGGGUUCCGACGGGCUACAAAGCCACUAAUAAAGCUGGUAUAGGAACAGACAUUCUGUUGCUCCAGA